Molecule: messenger RNA, 957 nt
Organism: Lymnaea stagnalis (great pond snail)
Lineage: Eukaryota; Metazoa; Mollusca; Gastropoda; Lymnaeidae
Source: the annotation of a GenBank genome assembly
AUGUUCGGCGUGACGCCGGUCAUCUCCGUGUUCGGUGUCGUCGGCAACAUCUUCAGCAUUAUCGUCCUGAUCAAACAAGGCAUGAGGAAGUGUUCCAACAUCCUGCUCGUGUCGCUGGCCUUCUCGGACAUCACGUUUCUCAUAGCGUUCAACAGCGUCCCGAAGAUCAUCUACGAGGCGGUUUGGAACCACGAGUACGUCGGAUACUCUCUGACCGACACCCGUGUUUUAUUUACGGCUUUCAACGUCUUCACCAUCCUAGACUAUUCAUUCGGUUUGAUGGGCCUGACCCUCCCGAUGCUAAUAACUAUAGAACGCCUUGUGGUCAUCUUUCUUCCGUUACACUUUCAUCGCGUCGUUACGCCUGGCAGGACUUGGCUGGCUGUUGUGACUCUUGGGGUGUAUGGUCUGUCGAUCUUCGUCUACUCCAGCUUCUGGCUGGAGCUGAACUACGACCUCGACCCCGCGAAAAACACAUCCGUUGGCAUUAUACAAAGAUCUGUUUUUUUCUACGAGAACAGCAACGCGUCUGCUUUCCUUGAAGAUUUCCUGAUCUACUCCUCCAUGAUCAUUCCCCCGCUCUUCACCGCCCUGGGCUGUCUGAUCAUCUCAGUCAAGAUCAAGGUCACGUCAAUCAUGCGGAAAAAGAUGACUUCGAAACGCAGCUCGUGCAGCCGGACCACGAGAACUCUGCUGGCCGUCUGCUUCAUCUACACAGUUUCUUCGACGAUCCUAUCCCUACCUCUGUAUAUUCCUGAGCAAGUGUCCUACUCUCUGACUGAAGAGAAUCCCUCCAGCAGCGGCAAAAUAUUCUAUCAGCUGAUCAACACGGCGGUGUGCAUCAACAGUUCCAGCAAUUUUGUGGUUUACGUCGUGCUCAACAAGAACUUCCGCGAGACUUACAAACGUUUGUUUAGGAACUGUUGUAGAGCUGUGGACAAGCCUGGCACAUUUGUU